UCCAGUCAGGAGCUCCCAACUUUCCAGCGGAGCACACGCUGCGCGCCCGGACCUCCUGGACACGGCGGGGACUUUUUGUUUCCAAUUCCUUUUUUUGAAAAAUUUAUUCCCACGAGAUGUUGAAUGUAAUCGAGCGAACACAGAAUCUACUCGCCUCUCGGUGCCGCACAAGACUGAAUUAGAGAAACAUUUUUCUUCUUCUUUUCUUUUAUUUUUUUUUUUUUGGUGUAGUUUUCUUAUGCCAACUCCGGGGCCACGCAGUGCGCACAGGUACAGUCUCCCCUGAUCCGCCCCUCAGCAGGGACUGUCCACCAGCCGCGUCGGGAUUUUCUAUUCUUAUUAUUGAUUUCAACUUGGAGAGAGAGUGAUCGAUCUGUUGGAAUUGGUUUGUUCAGUGACUUGCAAGGUUGGAUCAGAACUUACAUUCGGAAAGCUGUAAGAUUUUUUACAAUUUAAAAACCGCUCUUUGGGUGCUAUUGGAGGUUGGUGCACCAUGCAGCUGGACGGUCUGUGCACGGUCCUCCUGGCACUGUCCAGCUUGGCUUUCGGGAACCAAGUGAGCAACGACCCACUGGCCGCUCCCCGAGUCUUCAUCUCCUUCAAAGAGCUGAGGUCUACCGGUACCGCUCAUCACUUCGCCUACCUCCUCAACACAUCCGACUACCGGAUCCUUCGUAUGGACGAGGACCAUGAUCGCAUGUACGUUGGCAGCAAGGACCACAUCCUGUCCCUGGACCUGCAUGACAUCAACAAGGACCCACAUAUCAUCCACUGGCCAGUAUCCGAACGAAGAAGGAUGGAGUGCCUUGUGAGUGGGAAAGACGCCAAUGAGGAAUGUGCAAACUUCAUCCGUCUGAUCGAGCCAUGGAACCGCACUCAGCUGUACGUCUGUGGGACGGGAGCUUACAAUCCAGUCUGUACUUUCGUCAAUCGUGGACGCAAACCUCAGACAUCCAUGUAUCUGCAGAUGGCCCAGGCCAGAGGAAGGGCUAGCCGCUCAGCUGAACCCAGCGCGGUGCACGAGACACUUGGACUAAAGGAAGAAAUCUUCCAUUUGGAGCCGGGGAAAGUGGAAUCUGGGAAGGGGAAGUGCUCCUACGACCCGAAGCUCAACAGCGUGUCAGCUUUGAUCAAUGGUGAACUGUAUGCUGGGGUCUAUGUUGACUUUAUGGGAACAGACUCUGCCAUUUUCCGUACUUUGGGGACAAAGACUGCCAUGCGAACAGAUCAGUACAACUCCAGAUGGUUGAAUGACCCCACUUUCAUCCAUGUCCACCUCAUCCCUGACAGCGCGGAGAGAAAUGACGACAAGCUGUACUUCUUCUUCCGGGAGAAGUCCUCGGAGAUGGGCCAGAGUCCUGUGACCCAGUCCCGCAUCGGACGCAUCUGCCUGAACGAUGACGGAGGUCACUGCUGCCUGGUCAACAAGUGGAGCACCUUCCUGAAGGCCAGGCUCAUCUGCUCGGUGCCCGGUGCCGACGGCAUGGAGACGCACUUCGACGAGCUCCGGGAUGUUUACAUACAGCCAACACAGGAUCUAAAAAAUCCCGUGAUAUAUGGAGUCUUCUCCGUCUCGGGCUCUGUGUUCAAAGGCUCUGCGGUUUGUGUGUACUCCAUGGCCGACAUUCGCAUGGUUUUCAAUGGACCUUUUGCCCACAAGGAGGGUCCCAAUUACCAGUGGGUGGCCUACACAGGGAAGAUCCCCUACCCUCGGCCCGGCACGUGCCCCGGAGGUACGUUCACUCCCAACAUGAAAUCCACUAAGGACUAUCCAGAUGAAGUGAUUAACUUUAUGAGGAAUCACCCUGCCAUGCACAAUGCGGUGUACCCAAUACACAAGCGCCCCCUGGUGGUUCGGACUAACGUGGACUAUGAGUUCACCACUAUCACAGUGGACCAGGUGACAGCUGCAGAUGGCAACUAUGAAGUGCUCUUCUUAGGAACUGACAAGGGGACGGUUCAGAAAGUCAUUGUGCUGCCCAGAGAUGACCUGCAGACCGAGGAGCUGGUGCUGGAAGAGGUGGAGGUUUUCAAGGUCCCUACUCCCAUAACAACGAUGAAGAUCUCCUCCAAAAGGCAACAGCUGUACGUGUCGUCUGUGGUCGGACUGACCCAGUUGGCUCUUCACCGGUGCGACGUGUACGGUGAAGCCUGCGCUGACUGCUGUCUGGCCAGAGAUCCUUACUGCGCAUGGGAUGGCAAAUCCUGCUCCCGUUACUCGGCCUCGCAGAAGAGGUCUGACCCCUUUAGACGUAGCCGGAGGCAGGACGUUAAGUACGGGAACCCCAUCCGUCAGUGCCGAGGCUUUAACUCCAACGCCAAUAAGAACACUCUGGAGAUGGUGCAGUAUGGGGUGGAGGGAAGCAGCACCUUCUUGGAGUGUCAGGCCCGAUCUCCACAUGCUGUCAUCAAAUGGCAUCUGCAAAGAGAUAACAGUGACCGUAGAAAAGAGAUGCGUUCUGAUGGUCGGAUUUUGAAGACAGAACAAGGUCUGCUCCUGCGGUCUCUGCAGCCCUCAGACUCUGGCAUGUAUCAGUGCACGGCCACAGAGAAGAACUUCAAACACACGCUGGUGAAGCUGCAGCUGGUGGUGCUGUCGAGUCGGGCCGUCAACAACGCGUUGGUGGAGGGUGGCGGAGGCUUGGUGCCAUCUUCUCUCCACUCCAGCAGCACCCAGUGGACCCCGAGCGCAGGCCAGUACAAGGACCUGCUGACCAUCCUGAGCCAGCCGGAGAUGAGCCUGAUCAAUCAGUACUGCCAAGACUACUGGCAGUUCGGAGACCCGCUGCUGGGGACCCUCAAGGCCAAAGACUUGAAGGAGCUCAAGGAGCAGAAGAAGCCCCGCAACCGCCGGCAUCACGGGGACGGGAAGGAGGAAGAGGAGCAGGAGGAAGUAGAGACAUGAGGAGCCUGAGUUUGUGUCUGAAACACCCUCAACACAUCCCACCCAACCCUCCCCCACCCUCUGUCAAAACUGGGAGAGACUCGAUGAGAGUAGCAGCGUGAAAAAAAAUCCACAAACCGGAAAAAAGCGAACUGAGAAAAAAAGAGGCUUACAAACACAACCCCCACAUACAUCCACUCAACCAGUAAGAUAUAUGAUACACAGUAUUUAUUGUAGGUUGUAUAUAGUAUCAUUCUGUGGAAUUCUUUGUACUUACAGAAAAAAAAACAUGCUCUUUGUGUAUAGGUACCUUUGGGGCAAAUAUUGUUAUUAUUGAUGUUGUUAAUUUUAUUGUUGCUGUUACUGUCAUUACAAAACACAUCUGCCAGCAUCAUAUGACUUUGGCAACUGAUUGGAAUGUGUUAUCAGGCGUGUAAGCUGUUGGGAGCGAGCCGCGAGAAGCUCUGUGUGACGGGGAAAUGAGUUGUUGAUAAGAGGUGACGGGAUCUCUGUUGUUUCUUGCUUGCUUUGACUCGAUGCCAAGACUCUUAUUUCUGGACACUCCAGGAAGGCCUGCGAUGCAACCUCCUGGUGGCUGCAUGCAGACAGAGACUUCAUAUUGCGAGGGGACCAUUGACACAUGGCCCCGGUUAUUAUGGAGAAACAGUCCUUUCUCCAUGGGAACCCAGACGUACAGAAGAUUGUUCGAAUAUUCUCACUGUUGUAUUAGGGCCCCUUAACAGAAAACUGGUGCUUUCCCUUUGGGUUUUUUCUAUUUCUUUCUUGAUUGGAGGACUGAUUGUAAAAUCCAGCAGCACCAUUGCUACCCACAAGCGCAGACACUAGAGAUGUACGAGCGCGUACCAGAAGAACGACUAGAUUUUCAGUUGUACCCUAUUGUGAGCAACCUGCAGCUUCUUCUGGCCAUGAACUCAAGUUAAAAAGUGAGACACAGACGAACGAAGCAGGCAUCAGAUCAGUUACUAAAAAAUCCAUUAGGAAAUAUAAAGGUGGGCUCUUUUCAAAUGCAAACAUCCUUUGAACUGAGAUUGAGGUACAAUAAGGGUCAAUGUUUUGCACAAAGGGCAUUAUUCUUUUACUUUCAAGGGACAUUGGCUGGGGCCAAAUGCAACAAAGCACACUCGGGCAGGUAUUCUGUGAAGACACAAGUUUACGAUGAAAGAGAUGCCUGGAUCAGGCAGCCGUCGUUAGCAGUUAGCAGUCCUGAGCGCACAGGACAUCUUUUCUUGUUCCCUCUUUGACAUUCAUGUGUGGAAAAAAAACUGCCCAUAUACACAACAGAGCAUUGUAACAAUGUUGUGACACUAACCAAAAUAUUGAAUAUUGGGAAGCUGGCUUUCAUUGUGUGCAUGAACCUGUAUUUGUACUGUAAUUCUGAUAAGAUAGUGCGUGGUUGUUUGUUUUUUUCUUCUGUUUUUCAUCUCUGUGGGUGUACAGUACUGCCUGAGGGACAUUCUCAGUACAACGAAACGGGGAAAACAAAUGCUUUAAAGAUGCCGUUAUUCAAAUAUCCCCUGUGUAAAGCAUGACACAUCUUUUUAUUGACAAAUAUAAAUUUUAACUUUAGGUAUGAAGUGAAAAUACGUAGUUUAUACAUUUGGAAAACCAGUGGCAUUGUAAUUCCAUAGACAAAAAGAGGGUGGUUAUUAAAAAUAUUGGAAUUCUCACCCUUCAGUACUUCAUGCUAUUAAAAUGGUAUUUCAUCAGAUCUCCACAAAGAAAAAAAUUAAUAGAGGGGAAAUUGUAACAAGGUCUAAAUUUAUUUUCAUAUCAUUUUGACACUGAGGAGCUUUUCCUACAGCUUGUCUAGCUUGUAUUCAGACUGUAUGAAAGUCAGCAUGGACGCCUCCCUGGAAAAUGCAUCCAUAAUUCAUACAGGGGUGUGUCCACUCCUUCAGUUUGGGCUUUGUCUCCAUUCAAAGAAUCAGUCGAUGCUUCUGAUCGUCUCGUCCAAAUGAGACUGGGGUCCUACAGCAAGAUUUGAAGAAAAAAAAACAUGCAAAGAAAGGUUGUACAAUUUGUUGGUAUUUUUUUUUUAAACGUGUCUUUAGUUUUUGAGUGUUUUGUUUGUUUUGUAUUUUUUUCUUUUGCAUCAUCAGAUUUUAUGAAAAAAGAAGAAAGCAAAAUGCACAGAGGUGAUGUUAUUGUAAUGACUUGUGUAAAUUACUCUAUCUUCCCUUUCCAUUGUUGUUGCUGACUAAUAAAUUAAAGCUCUAUAUUUUAUAAGAAUGGAAUGCUCCCCCCCGUCAUUGUGAUUCGCUUGAUGCUGGAUGUUUUCCAUGUUCUGCCCAGAACCCUCUGGAUCCUUGGAAUAAAGUUGUACCUGUUAAAGAGA
This is a messenger RNA of Amphiprion ocellaris (clown anemonefish), 5240 nucleotides long. RefSeq names its product sema domain, immunoglobulin domain (Ig), short basic domain, secreted, (semaphorin) 3Fb (gene sema3fb). Gene Ontology annotation, biological process: negative regulation of axon extension involved in axon guidance; axon guidance; negative chemotaxis. Gene Ontology annotation, molecular function: semaphorin receptor binding; chemorepellent activity. The record is from RefSeq and is a predicted model, not a curated record. Lineage: Eukaryota; Metazoa; Chordata; Actinopteri; Pomacentridae. The transcript has 19 exons. Bases 494 to 2905 code for a protein of 803 amino acids.